CCUUCCUUCCUUCCUUCCUUCCUUCCUUCCUUCCUUCUUUCCUUCCUUCCUUCCUUCAGUCCUUCCUUCCUUCCCUCUCGCACUUGGUUUCGCGACAGUUCAACAAAAUUGUUUGUACUGCAAGUAUCUCUAUCGUGCGUGCCUCGUCAUCGAGUGUUCUGUGAAUAAAAUCGAGAUAUACGUGAAGGUAUAUCAUCAUGUCGGGGUUACUUUACACGCUUCUCGGACUCGCGGCGAGUACGAGUCUUCACUGUGCCGUGAGGCGCGAAAUAAGUCCAUGCACCUGCCGACAAGAGGAGUUCUCUAAUCCCGUUAUCAAUCCGGCUCAGACCACGGGCAAUGCCGGCAACAAUGCACCUCCAGCGCCUCCUCCUCCUCAUCACGGGGGACACGGGGAACGCAUCGAGGUCGCCUGCGAACGUAUGGACUCCUUCGAGCAACUAGCUGAUGCCCUUAGAGGGAAGUUUACUCCUGAACAACAAAUCACCCUUAAAGUUUCUCAUUCCAAUCUCAGGGAUAUAUCGUUACACGAUUUUAAACAGCUCAGGAUGUCAAUCACCAAGCUCGAACUAAAUCACGAUCAUCUCGGGCUCGUUGAGGGUAACGUUUUUGCUGGCUUGGAACGGACACAAUAUUUAAGUCUUGCUGAUAACGAUGUCCCAGCGAUACCAAGACACAUUUUAUCGCAUCUUUCGUUACUGAGGACUCUGGAUCUAAGCAGAAAUCACAUAAGUCGUAUCGAUCUUGAUGAUUUUAAGUAUAAUCCGACGUUGCAGCAUCUGUCGAUGGCAGGAAAUGCCAUCUCCGAGAUGGUGCCAGGUUCCUUACCACCGUUGGUGAAGCAUCUUCACGUAGGCCGAAACCGGCUUCACACUUUGAACCGCACUUUACGUGAUCUGAAUCAACUGGAAUGGUUGCUCAUAAAUUCGAACGAGCUCACGUCGUUGGACAGCGAAUUACCGUCCUCGGGGCACAAUUUAAAAAUGCUAUACGCCGUGGACAAUAAGCUGACUCAUCUGCCGAUGGAGUUUCGAUAUCUUCACCGUUUGGAAUCUCUCUUCCUUCAGCACAAUAAGAUACGUACAUUAAGCGGGGCUCUACAAAAGGCACGACGUCUCAAGUUUCUCGAGCUUUCCUACAAUGAUUUGCAAGAGUUGAAGGAAGAGGACUUCGUGGAAGUUGAGAUGCUGGAAGACCUCGAACUUGGACAUAACUCUUUGAAAUCUCUUGGUGGUAAUAACGAAGAUGGAAGUGGGGCCAAUAGUGCCCUUUACCCUCUAAGGUCUCUCAAAUGCCUCAAUUUAACACACAACGAGCUACGAGAGUUCUCAUUUGCUUCGUUACGCGGUUUGCGUGAGCUACGAUUACUCGAUCUUUCUAACAAUAGAAUAGCUCGGUUACGUAGAGGAAGAACACCAUCGGAGAAUUUAGUCGAAGAGGAAGGUGAUGAGAUAGCAGGUGGUAAUAUUCAGGACAUGCGACUACAACACAACGAGCUUAGAAAUUUAGAAGGUUCUCUAUUCGUCGGUAUGAAGGAACUUCAAAAACUCAAUUUCAGUCAUAAUGCGCUCGGUCCAAGGAUAUCACUUCGUGAUCUUCGUGGACUCGAUCGUCUUCGAAUUCUUGAUUUAUCUCAUAACGAACUUUCCAAUCUCGAGGAUACUUCUGAGACGUGGUUGCCUGCCUUGGAAGAAUUAAACGCUUCGCAUAAUCGUUUGAUUACGCUCUCUGGUCGAGAUUUCCGCGGUUUUCCUGUACUCUGCUGCGCAGACGUCAGUGCGAAUCAGAUACGAACACUAAUGCCGGAAUUGGUUGCAAAUACGCGUUGCACGAUUCACGGUGUCCCAGAUGUUCUACGUAUAUACCUUCAAGACAAUCCGGUACUAUGCGACGCGGGUCUGGCCGACCUGACUGUUGCCCUCGAGGUAAAUCAUGCAAAGGUUUACGGAGUUGCGAACAAUUGUGAAACAACGACAUCGUCAAUAAUACUGGAAUCAACGUCAUCUUUACCACCCUUACCACCGACACUUUUAUUGGCAGCUGCUGCGGCAGCCUCGGGGGCUAAUGUUUCCUUUGCAGCGACCCUCGAAUAAUCCUUCUUAAUAGUUAGAGGGAUUAAACUUGAUCGACCUGGAGUAAGUCAAUAAAAAGAAGCGAGUACAUCGCCUCGAAGGAGUUACUCGGUGUGUUUAUUCCGUACCUGGAAAGCACGAAGGAAAAGUAUCUCAAGUUCGUUCGGAGCCCAAUAGAACGAACCAGAAUCAUUUCGCCGAAAAUAUCGUCGAAAUAAUCUAACAUCACAUUCUGGUUAGUUAAACUCAAUAUACACAAUGACUGAGGAGAGAUUUCGUGUUGCUACCGAUAUUAGAAACAUAUCAAAUACUAGUACUUGUUAGUUCGUGAAAAUUGACGAAAUCAUGUCCUUUUUUUGGAUGACAUAUGUAUGUAAUAUAUAGGUAUAUACGGUAUUAAGAUCCCAAGGUAGUUUCAUUUUUGAUAUGCAAACUUACUUUUUUUCAAACGUAUGUAUCAUAUAUACCAUAAUAUAUAUAUAUAUAUAUAUAUGCAUACUACUAACGUGGUCUGUCUAGUUAAACAGAGAGAGAGAAUUGCUGCUUCUUGUAUACUAUUUUAAAUGUAUAUAACCUUGAAGCUUUUUGUUAAUCGAUAGAUAAACGCUUUUGAAAGAUGCUCUGUAUAUGUCGCCAAUUAUGUUAUAAUAGAAACAGUCGCAAACCCAUGUGCGAGUCUGUUAAUUAAUUAAAUAGAAUUUCAACGUCUUAACGAAUCAUAUUUAUUUUUCUAUACCGUCCGGCAGCUGAAUUA
This is a messenger RNA of Polistes canadensis, 2826 nucleotides long. RefSeq names its product leucine-rich repeats and immunoglobulin-like domains protein 1 (gene ltl). The coding region runs from base 198 to 2093 and encodes 631 amino acids. Lineage: Eukaryota; Metazoa; Arthropoda; Insecta; Hymenoptera; Vespidae. The record is from RefSeq and is a predicted model, not a curated record. Gene Ontology annotation, molecular function: protein binding. The transcript has 8 exons. Gene Ontology annotation, cellular component: extracellular matrix.